CCACCCCACCGCCUCCUCCUCCUCCCCCGCCGCCGCCACGUCUCGUCGUCCUCGCCCGCCGCCGCCGGAACCGAGCUCGUCCGCGCGCUAUCCGCCGCGCCGUCCCCCGACGCGACGCGGCACCUCGAUGCCCUGCUGCGUCGCAUCGGCGGCGGCGGCCUCGCCGCCGUGCUCUCGUCCCUGCCCUCCCCUCUCCCGGCGAUCUCCGCCCAGCGCCUUCUUCACCAUAUUUUCUCCCAGGACGCUUCCGGCUCUGCCCCUGCCUCCUCCCGCUCCGGGGAUGGCCUCCUCACCCCGCGCGUCUCCGCGCUCCUGCUGCACUCCCUCAUCGCCGAUCGCUCCGCCAUCCGGACGGGGCGCCGCCUGCUCUCCCGACUCCUCGCCGCGCACCCUCUCCACACCGCGGCGGAGGCUGUCGCCGACGCCGCCUCCAUCGCCUCCUCGGACUUCCUCAUCCACACGCUCAUCACCUGCCCCGCCCCCGCCUCCCUCUACAGAGCCGCCGACGCCUUCCGCGUUCUCUCCUCGCGCGGCGCCUCGCCCUCCAUCAAGACAUGCAAUGCGUUCCUUGAAGCCCUUGCCCGUGCGGGUCAGCUCGAUGCCGCCCGCAAGGUGUUUGACGAAAUGCGCGAGAACAGGAACAUCGCUCUGAAUGAGUACUCGUAUACUGCCAUGAUCAAGGCGCUCUGCAAGGCUGGAAAGUUGGAUGCUGGGUUUGAGAUGCUUGCAGAAUUAUGGCGGGCUGGCCUGCAGCCAACAGUUGUCACGUACAAUGUGCUUAUGGAUGCACUGUGUAAAAGUGGGAGGGUGGAUGAAGCCUUUAGAUUGAAAGGAAGGAUGGAAGAGGGAGGGGUGACACCAAGCGUGGUAACAUUUGGUAUCUUGAUCAAUGGUCUUGCAAGGGGUGAGCGGUUUGGGGAGGUUGGCAUGGUGUUGCGGGAGAUGGAACGGUUUGGGAUUUCCCCCAAUGAGAUUAUUUACAAUGAGCUUAUUGGUUGGCAUUGUAGGAAAGGCCAUUGCUCAGAGGCACUCAGGUUGUUUGAUGAAAUGGUUUCAAAGGAGAUGAAGCCGACAGCCGUGACUUAUAACUUGAUUGCAAAGGCACUGUGCAAGGAAGGGGAGAUGGAGCGUGCUGAGAGGAUAUUGGAGGAUAUGUUGUCAAAUGGAAUGACAGUUCAUUGUGGUUUGUUCAAUACAGUGGUUGCAUGGCUUAUUCAAAGAACAGGAAGAUUGGAGUCUGUAGUAAGUAUUAUGAAUGAAAUGGUUACAAGAGGUAUGCGCCCAAAUGAUCCUCUGAUGACAGCUUGUAUGAGGGAGCUUUGCAAAGGAGGGAAACAUCAAGAAGCGGUUGGGAUUUGGUUCAAGAUAUUGAACAAAGGUUUAGGUGUUAAUCUUGCAACUUCCAAUGCGCUAAUUCACGGUCUUUGUGGAGGUAAGUACAUGAAAGAAGCUACAAGGGUUCUACAGACAAUGUUAAAUAAGGGGAUUGAAUUGGAUAGCAUCACAUAUAACAUUAUGAUUCAAGGUUGCUGCAAAGACAGUAAAAUGGAGGAAGCUAUUAAACUCCGUUACGACAUGACCAGAAGAGGGUUUAAGCCUGAUCUUUUCACAUUUAAUACUUUAUUGCAUGCCUAUUGCAAUUUAGGUAAAAUGGAAGAAACUUUUCAUCUGUUGGAUCAGAUGAAAAAUGAGGGCCUUCAGCCCGAUAUAGUGACAUAUGGUACUAUAAUAGAUGGUUAUUGUAAAGCAAAGGAUAUUCAUAAAGCAAAAGAAUGUUUGAAUGAACUGAUGAAUCAUGGACUAAAACCUAAUGUGGUUAUUUAUAAUGCACUUAUUGGUGGUUAUGGUAGGAUUGGUAACAUCUCUGGUGCAGUUGAUACCCUUGAAUCUAUGAAGUCUAAGGGCAUACAGCCAACUAAUGUCACUUACUGUAGUCUUAUGCACUGGAUGUGUCAUGCUGGUCUUGUUGAAGAGGCCAAGACCAUUUUUACACAAGCCAGGGAAAACAAUUUUGACCUUGGAGUAAUUGGUUACACAAUUAUGAUUCAUGGUUACUGCAAACUAGGAAAAAUGGGUGAAGCUGUUACAUACUUUGAGGAGAUGCGUUCCAGGGGUAUAUCUCCAAAUAAGUUUACUUACACUACUAUGAUGUAUGCUUUCUCUAAAUCUGGUAACAGUGAAGAAGCUUCCAAGCUUUUUGAUGAGAUGGUGAGCUCAGGCAUUAUUCUUGACAAUAUUUCUUACGAUACACUAAUUGCAAGGUGUUCUGAGGUGAACUCACUGGAUAAGGAUAUAGGAGUUCCUGCUGAAUUGUCCUCAGGUGGUUUAACAAAAGAUGAUUGUUUGUAUAAGAUAUUAGCUAAUGGAAUUAAUGCACCUUGGUGCCAGAAAGAAGCUGCUUCCAGUGCUGAAUGAUGUGUGGUCAAGGACCUUUUGGCACACCUUCUAUGUUCUGACAAGAACCGCCCAAGAAUGAACAGGGAGUAGGGAGAAUAUGUGGCCACUGAUUCUUCCUUUGAUCUUAUGAUUUGACAUCUGCCAACAGUUCCAUCCAAGUCAUUGUUCAUGGUCAACCUUUGGGAGCUAUCCAGCAACGGCAGGUUGUUCUGAACACUUCUGAUUGGUGAAGUAUACAUGAUCAUCCACCUAUAUCUUGGAUGGGGUAUCCAACAGCAGCAACAAAUUGCCCUGAAUGUUUAUAAUGGGUGAGGUACAUCUAUAAAAACUUAUAUUAUCGGUGAUGUACAUCCCACUGCAUCCCUCACCACCAUGCCAGGUCGGUACUGCUGACUGUUUGUGUGCUUUUCCUGUCCACCCAAUUGAUCUUUGUGUACUUCCUAGUCACCACGGUGCUAGGGCAGUCACCUUCCUUUCAAGAGAAGCAAUCCAAAUGAGUCCCCCUGUUCGUCUUUGUUGAUUCCCAGUCCUCACUUCCCCUAAAUAUUGCAAUCGCUGCCAACGAGAGAAGCGAAUACGCCAGCCAUCGCUGUUUCCAUGAACUCUAGGACUCCAUGGAAACAUCUAGUGAUUAAGCAAAUGACCGUGCUGUGUGACGGAGGACCACCGGCCAGCAGCAGGUUGGCAGAGAGGAGUGGAGCAGAGUUCCCAGCCGAGUGGAGUUAGCGCCAUUGGGAGACAAGGGGCGUGGCAGAGUGGGCAGUUAGUGUGCGAAGUGGAGGAGGCGGCACCUGUUGGGAGAUCGUCGCGAGACCGAGUGAAGCCAGGCCAACACUGGUAGGCACCUGGCAGAUGCUCUAACUACUGAAACUUUUGUAUGACAAAAUGGGAAGCUGCUAGCAAUAAGCUUGGUCCCAGAUGAGUGGGGAAUAAGACUACUAUCGAUAAGCAUUUUGACAAUAUUUGCAAGAAUAUGAUGUUCUCUGUAGUAUUGCUAGAGGUCACUAUUCAGUCUACUUGGAAACUAAAUUGAUUUCUGUUCAGGUCUUAGUGCUGACUGUAACCCUAUAUUUAAUACUUAAUUGAUUCUUGAGAAAAAGAUAAAGGUAAAUGAAUGUCAAUAAUCCACUGUAAGAUUUUCUUUACACCGUUAUUAACCUAAAAUAUUAUUACUACAAGCCUACUGAUGUUUCUGAAGUUUACUCUGUAUAGUGUACAUUCAAUAGCUUCUAUUCUAUAAGCAUGAUUUUCUUAAAUUUCAAGAUCAACAUUCAAAAGCAGUAUUGGUUACUAUGAUUUAUUUUUUGUCAUCCAUAUGCAAAUAUUAAUCUUAGAGUUAUCUGAAGAGGGGUAAAGAACAAAGUGCAAAAUUUAGUUCUCAUGAUUUUGAUAUAUUUUAAAUUAACUGCAAUCCAGCACCAUGCUCUCUUGUUUCAUAGAAAUUCACUCUAUCUUGGCUUGAAUCAGAUGGUCAGAAUGGACGACAAUUUUCUAAGUAUUUUCACUUUAUCUAACUCUGUUCUAACUGAUUUUCAGAGUGCUUUACCUGCCAUGGCAGGCUAGCCACAAAGGGAGAGCGCAUAGGGAUUGCUUGUGUAAUCUUAAGCAAGGUGUAGGCAGCCGUGCAGGGGGUUUACUCAGGGCGAGGGAAGGGGGUGGCGAUAUGAAUUGGAGAGCCCACCUUGAUGCCGCCGCCGUCUCUGUUGCCGCUACUAUCUUGAUGCGGGGUGGGUACCGAUGGUGGAGGGAGGGGGUAGCGAGCAGGGGACCGCUCCUACCUGGCAGCCACCGCCGCCAUGUCUGUCGCCACCGCGGAGGAGGUAGCAAGCUAGGGAGGGGGUGGGCACC
Oryza brachyantha (malo sina) is the source of this 4245-nucleotide messenger RNA. Its product is annotated as pentatricopeptide repeat-containing protein At4g19440, chloroplastic-like. Gene Ontology annotation, molecular function: protein binding. The record is from RefSeq and is a predicted model, not a curated record. The annotation marks the transcript as partial. The transcript has 3 exons. Lineage: Eukaryota; Viridiplantae; Streptophyta; Magnoliopsida; Poales; Poaceae.